UGAAAGAAUUUAUACUCUGUCAAGUGCGCGUUAAUCUUAUCAAAUUAGUCAUUAGAUGUGAUGACUUCUGUCUAACCCAAACUCUAACUCUGACAGAGCACAUCCAUCUUAAAUAUUGAAAGUGUAACAUUUUUUUUUAUCUUUAUCUAUCACAAUAUACAUGUUUUGAAUUUUUUGAAGGUUUUAGCUUUUCGUAAUCGCUCUUAUCUCAAAUUAUGAGAUAAAAUCAAAAUAAUACUGGUUGUGCAAUUCAAUAGGAUUGAUUUACGAUAUUAAAAGGAAAUGUCACAGAAUCGUGCAUACAUAGUAGACAAUGAGAAUGCGGUUGCAGACGUGAAACUUACAACCUCUGUAUCUGAAAGCAGACGAGAAAGAAAAGGAACAAGCUGCAAACAAAUAUGUUGCAUGCAGUUGUUUGUUGUUGUUGUAUUUGCUCUUGGAAUAGUAGGAGGAAUUCUUAUUGGAAUUUACGCUUACCAUGGCGAUUCCAAGAACAACAAUAUUGACGUCAACUGUCAGACUAACAGCCAAGAACAGGGAGGCAGCAAAUUGCAGACGACAAAAUCACCGGCCAAAGAACUACCGAAGGAACCUGGUGUAUGUCCGAAUCCGAACCCCGUACAAGAUACACGUUAUGAAAACUAUGUGUACGCGCCGCUUACAUCCACUGAAAUGAACAAGGUGGCUAAAUAUUUACUUCAACAAAGCAUCAUCUCAACUUUAGAAGAUCCCACAAGCCUUACACAAAGUUUUAUUCUCUAUCAAGCCCUACAGCCACCGAAUAAAGCAGAAGCUCUCGAAUAUCUGGACAAAGGCGGCGAUAAACCUAAACGUUACGCUAAAGUAACCGUACAACGUGGUCAUGUUCCGUCACCUGACGUAAUGGAAUAUAAAGUAGGACCGCUAGAUGGCACCACAAUGACCGCUGUCAAUAUGACAUUUCCCGGAUAUAUCCACUUCAACAGCCGACCGUACGAGUGGUUGGAAGUUGCAGCUAUGACAGACUUAUUACGGCCAGAUUUAGACAUACUAGCACCACUUAUAAGUGAAAGUUUCGAUGGUGCCAGAUUCCCUGAUGACAUAUAUUUCAACUUCUUUAAUGGUCCACCAAGCACAAAUGGCAAGGAACGAGAUACAAGAUGGAACAUCGCGUUCAAAGGAUUUCGACACGAAGAGGACGUCGAUCUGAUACAUAUCCUGCCUCUAAGCGGAAGAGUUCAUAAUCCGGGUACAGAUACAUCAAAAUGGUAUACCUAUGACUUUCACUACUUGAACCAAGGUCCCUUCAACACCUCCCAAGAAUUAAUGGCAGCCUACAAUUCCAACACGCUUAGAAAAGUCAAACUUGAGCCCGGGUUUAGGAAUACGUUGUGGGACCGUAUUUUUCCUAAACGUGACAGCAGCCUUCCUCUCCGUGAUCGUGCAGAUUCCCAGGGAACACGUGCAUACUACCCGACAGGACCAAGAUAUACUAUAGAAGGCACUCAUGUUAAGUGGAUGGACUGGAGUUUUGAUAUUAGCGGAAGCCAAAUGCGUGGACCAGCAUUGUUUAACAUAAAUUUUAAGAAUGAAAGAAUCAUUUAUGAGCUAGCAGUAAACGACAUUGCACUCAAUUACGCCAUGGACUCGCAUGCUCAAAAUAACAUAAUAUAUGCCGACGCUACAUAUGGCAUUAUGGGCGGAGAUUACCCAACGACAAUUAUGUCCGGGGUCGACUGUCCGGAACACGCGACAGUUUUGAACACAACAUUCUGGUGGCAUCCGACCCAGUCUGCAUACGAUAUGCGUUCGAUUUGUAUAUUUGAAGCAGACGGACAAGAUGCUCUUUGGAGGCAUGUCGGGAUAUCGUUUGAGGCGGGAUUAAGAAACAGACAUCUUAUUGUCAGGGCACCCGUCGUCGUUGGUAACUAUGACUACACAUUCGAAUUCCAUUUUUUCCUUGACGGCAAAGUUUAUACACAUGCCAAGGCAAGCGGUUAUAUACAGUCAAGUUUCUGGGACGAGUUCAACCCGAACUCACCUGACAAAACAAGGGACGCUUUCGGCUACAGAUUAUCAGACUAUGGUACAGGACCAGUUCAUGACCAUAUGUUCGGAUUUAAAGUCGAUAUGGACAUCAUUGACAAGAACAAUACUUUCCAAAUUGUAAAAUGGAAAGCGGGACCUGUCCUUGAAGCGCUUAAAACACAAAAUCCGAAUAUCACUAAAGCACCAGAAUAUUUUAUUUAUAACGAAACACGCUAUAUCGAAUGGGAAAAUGUUCAAAAGGAAAUUGGAAUACAAGAUCCAAGUGAACAGCAAUUCUGGUUGGUUGUUAAUGAACGAGAGAAGAACAAAUGGGGCGUAGAACGAGGGUACCAGAUAGCGCCAUUGGCUACAGGCGACCAGGCUUUGAAGACGCAUCCAUUAUUACAGGCUCUUUCUUUUACUAAGUACCAUUGCGCAGUCACGAAGCGCAAGGAGGAGGAGCAAACACUGACGUCAAUCUAUGACGUCAAUAGAAUGGAGCACGCUCAAGAAUAUCUAGACAAACACAUCAACGGAGAAAGCAUCGUGGACGAUGACAUCGUAAAUUGGGUUACUGUGGGCUUUUUACACGUUCCUACAACAGAAGACAUGCCAAUGACGGUGAAAGUAGAGACCGGCUUCAUGUUGAGACCAUUUAAUUUCUUUGAUAGAACAUCUUCCUUUGAUAUGCCGGAACAUGCCGAGACAAGGGACGGAAUAUUAAGGGAAUCAGAACCAUCAUUUGAACAAUGUUCGGAACCGAAAACAGAGUACUGUCGUUUCUGUUAAUUGUCACACAAUUUCUUUGCAUGUUUAUAAAGUGCCUAAAUGUUGACUGAAUUCUAAUCUUAUAGUGAAAAAUGCAUUCCCUGAAACUCUAAAAACCGUGGAACGAUAAGGUUACAUAAUAUAAUGCAUUUCACAUGAAUAAAAUUGCUUUUGAAAUGUAUCUUGUUGAUGCAUAUGUAAUAUCUUGUUGAUGGAUAUAUAAUACCUUGGUGUUGGGUAAAGAUAAUUUGCUGAUGGGAAUUUAAUGUCUUAUUGAUGGAUAUGUAAUAUUUUGUUGAU
This is a messenger RNA of Mercenaria mercenaria, 3075 nucleotides long. Its product is annotated as amiloride-sensitive amine oxidase [copper-containing]-like. Gene Ontology annotation, biological process: amine metabolic process. Gene Ontology annotation, molecular function: primary methylamine oxidase activity; copper ion binding; quinone binding. NCBI's taxonomy places the organism in Eukaryota, Metazoa, Mollusca, Bivalvia, Venerida, Veneridae. Gene Ontology annotation, cellular component: plasma membrane. The transcript is spliced from 3 exons. The coding region runs from base 283 to 2796 and encodes 837 amino acids. The record is from RefSeq and is a predicted model, not a curated record.